This is a messenger RNA of Drosophila grimshawi, 1078 nucleotides long. RefSeq lists its product as uncharacterized. Bases 464 to 898 code for a protein of 144 amino acids. NCBI's taxonomy places the organism in Eukaryota, Metazoa, Arthropoda, Insecta, Diptera, Drosophilidae. The transcript has 4 exons. The record is from RefSeq and is a predicted model, not a curated record.
AUUGGUGCCGAUGCCUUCGAGACGGAGACAGGCAGUUUUCUGUUUUCAGUUUAUAGUUUUCAGUUUUCAGUGUUUGUCGUAAAAAUGUACUGAACAUAUUUUGUAAAUUGCUGUGUCAUUAUAUUAAAAACCAUAACACAUCCUACACACACACUGAGAGGGAGAGAGAGAGAGAUGCAUUAAUAUUUUAAUUAAAAUUACAAGUGUGACUCGUUGUUAAAAGUGUGUGCACAAUUUGUUGUGUGCUAUUUAAAGCCGACAAUAACAAACAAGUGUCAGCUGUGUCUGCAAUCAGCACCAAAAGUCUACAAUAAAACAACUUACAAUAAUAAUAAUAAUAAAGAGCGCUAACAAAUGCAGUUUGCACCUAAACUGACCGAAAACAGAAGCGAAAUACAUUUUCAAUCGUUAUCGCAACGCAAAAAGGUUUGCACUGGAAUCGAAGCAGAAACUGAAAUUUGAAAUGGAAUCGGAUACUUAUAUGCCGGCAUCGGCGUUGCCCAACAGCAAACGCUUUGUCGUCGAAGAUUCAAUUACAAAGGUGACCUCAGAUGGGGAACCACACGGCAUGAUGACCAUGGUGGCAGGUUUAUCGGGCCUAUUGGCUGCAAUUAUUAUACUGGCUGUGCUCGUUUCGAUGGUGGCAUGUCGCAAGCGUAAAACCAGAAACAACAACAAUAAGGACAACAACAGCAAUGCGAUGGCCGCGGCUGUGGCAAUGACGAGCGUCGUUGAGAAGGCACAGCCCCAACUUGCUGGCAAUCUGAAUGCUGCCUUUGCGGAGAGCACUCUAAGCCUGAGUGUCGUUGACAAGGCCAAAAGCAUGGACAUGGACAUGGACAUGGAUAGAAAUGAGGUGAACCAGUGGCCCACAGCGAUUGUCGUUGAGCGCUUUUAGAAAGGAAGAGAAAGCGACGCUGGUUAAGCAAGUGAUGUUUGUGAACACAUGAGACUGAAAUUAGAAAUUUAAGCGAGAUGUUUUUUUUUUUUGUUUUUGUAUAAUAGAAUCCAUUAUUUUGUUACUGUACUAUCUCUUGAUCAUUAUUCGAAUACGACUGAAAGCAGACGCAAUGCAGCU